Molecule: messenger RNA, 725 nt
Organism: Condylura cristata (star-nosed mole)
Lineage: Eukaryota; Metazoa; Chordata; Mammalia; Eulipotyphla; Talpidae
Gene: GTSF1
Product: gametocyte specific factor 1
Exons: 8
Coding region: 26-529 (167 amino acids)
Source: RefSeq, a predicted model, not a curated record
UGGAUUCGACUCCUUCAUUGCCAACAUGGAAGAAACUUACAUCGAUUCCCUGGACCCUGAGAAGCUGUUGCAAUGCCCCUAUGAUAAAAAUCACCAGAUUCGGGCCUGCAGGUUCCCUUAUCAUCUCAUCAAGUGCAGAAAGAAUCAUCCUGAUGUCGCAAACAAAUUGGCUACUUGUCCCUUCAAUGCUCGCCACCAGGUUCCUCGGGCCGAAAUCAGUCAUCAUAUCUCCAGCUGUGAUGACAAAAGUUGUAUUGAGCAGGAUGUUGUCAACCAGACUAGGAAGCUGGGACAAGAGACGCUGGCCGAGAGCACAUGGCAGUGCCCUCCCUGUGACGAAGACUGGGAUAAAGAUUUGUGGGAACAAACCAGCACCCCAUUUGUUUGGGGCACAGCCAACUACUGCGGCAACAACAGCCCUGCCAGCAACGUCGUCGUGGAGCAUAAGAGUAACCUGGCCUCAGGCAUGCGCGUCCCCAAGUCUCUGCCUUACGUCCUGCCAUGGAAAAACAAUGGAAAUGCACAGUAACUGAAUAUCUAGCUCAUCAAAUGCCAGGCCCUAGAAGAUUCUUCCUGCUACCACUGGGUUCUCCAUUUUUCUCCUAGUCUAAUUAUAGAAAGAUAAACUGACUUUCAAACUGACAAGUACUUUUCUUUUCUACCCCUCUGACUCAUUUGAUUGAAGAAAGAACCCUCAUACUCAGAAGAACUGUUCCAAAUAAACC